This is a messenger RNA of Gossypium arboreum, 866 nucleotides long. RefSeq lists its product as uncharacterized. Lineage: Eukaryota; Viridiplantae; Streptophyta; Magnoliopsida; Malvales; Malvaceae. The transcript is spliced from 3 exons. Bases 1 to 429 code for a protein of 142 amino acids. The record is from RefSeq and is a predicted model, not a curated record.
AUGGCCGUCCUAAGCCGGCAUUGUUGGAAGUUUGCUAAAGGGUGUCAACCAUCUGAUCUGGAUGACUUGUCAACCGGCAGCUGCUAUAGCUGUUGGGGGAAGGGAGGAUACAGAUCUCUCACCUGCACUGCUGCAGCUGCUAUUACUACCCUGAGCCAAAAGAAAUUUAUGCUUUGUUGUGGCUCGUCUUUCUCUCCUCCUUUACUUGUUGAAGCUUGUAUGCCUCACCUUAACCUUUGCUUGGGUACAUUCAGGCCCUGGGCUUCUAGGACAACAACUUUUCUUUCUUUCAGCAAGCUGAGUUACUUAAGAUGUGUAAUUAUCAACCAUGGGAAGAUGAUUCACCUUCUAGUGAAGAACAUGAACCAAGGACCAGAAAUGUCACAAAUACUGUGGCAACUGGAUGGCAUCCAUGUGAAACCAGAAUAGCAAUGUUAGAGGCACGGAUAGCAAGGAUUGAGGUUCGACUUGACGGUCUUGAAGCAAGGAUAUUUUAUCAGCAGAAGGCACUGCGGAUCAUAUCUUUGCUGUUUUUGGUUACUCUUGCAUAUGCCAUAUGGAAAUGAAUGUGAGGGAUGAUAAAACUGUUGAAGCUGUAAUAUUUUACAGCUCUACUUAGAUGUGGACUUAGCUCGCCAUCUCAUGUGACGCGAUUUUUGCACUGCAGAAGUCAAACGGAAGCUAACAAGGAGGAAACAAGCUACUUAAAUGUUGUCAACUUAGUUGCAUAAUUUUGAUGUUCUUUGUCUGUCUACAGAUGAUUGUCACAACCAUGUUUUGUUGGUCUUUAUGAGAUAUCAUCACUAUAAUUUUCCAAUUUUUCUCUUUUUCCAUUUUCUAGUAUGAAAUCCUUUUUGUCAAAACAA